AUGAAUUAUGAAUACAAUUCUGAAAUAUCUAGAAGACUAAAGGAUAUUGAAACAACGUUAUCAUCCCUUCAAGGCACCAAACAAAAGACUGAAGAUGACAUAUCAGAAAUAAAACAAUGGAGAGACAACUUUGAAACAGAACAAAGUAAUAUAGGGAUAAAAUUUGAAAAGUUGUCCAAGAAACAUAAGCAAAACUUUAAAAACAUUGGGAAAGAAAUAAACGAACAAGAUAACAAAGUAGAAAAGCUUUAUGAAGAAAUGGAAAGUUUAAAAGAAAAGGAAUCAUUAUCUAAUAAAAUGUUAGAGAAAAUGUCAAUAGAUUCGAUAGAUUGCAAAAGCAAUUUAGACAAUAUGAAUAAAGAGAUACAGGUUCAGAGAAAUCAAAAAGAAAAUGUAUCACAAGAAAUUAGGAGCCAUUCAGAUUUGAUAUCUGCAAUACAAGACGAUGGAAAGAAAAACAUUGUACAUACAACUAAAUUGUGUGAAAAUAUACUGUCUAAGCACACUGUUGUAUGUAAACUUCUACAACAAAGAUUGAUGCCUAUUGACAAAAUGAUUCAAACUUUUAAUAGACAUUUUGAGACUAAAGAGAGAAAAGUGAAGAUUGAAACUCAAGAAAAAGAUGUUUUAUUCUUGUCAGGGGAUUCUCAGACAUUUGCCAAUCAACAAGUGAAACAUACACUGGGGUUUAUUGCUUCACACGGUCGCUGGGACGGGACAAACCGUGAAUUAUACACAGUUAUUACAUUCAACAGUGUAGAACGUAACGUAGGAAACCAUUUUGAUCCAAAGACCGGAGAGUUUACCGCCCCUGUUGAUGGCCUGUAUAAAGGAAGUCUUACAAUAAAACAAACAGGAGAUCGUGCUGUAGGAGCUUGGGUUGGGUACAAAUCUGGUGGUGUGUUGUCAUGGCUUGCUGGUGUUAGUACACACGAUACAUCUGUGGAAGCUUCAAGAACAUUUGAGGUUCGGAUGAAAACUGGAGAUAUUUUAUAUUCACACACCGGCUAUAAAGAUUGUCAUAGCUGGAUCAGCCGGAACGGCUCAAACAAAGUGACCAAUGGUAGCCAAGCAAAGUUAAAGCCUGGAGAAAAGUGA
Physella acuta is the source of this 1098-nucleotide messenger RNA. RefSeq lists its product as uncharacterized. Gene Ontology annotation, molecular function: protein binding. Lineage: Eukaryota; Metazoa; Mollusca; Gastropoda; Physidae. The record is from RefSeq and is a predicted model, not a curated record.